AUGGCAAAGGUGACCCUGGCUAUUGCCUGCCUCAAGAACAGGUACGGCACUGAGGAGAGGAGGAAGCCAGUUACCCCGGCCAUGCUGAGGUGGCUCCGAGCCCACCUUUGGGCAGGCCACCUUUCGGAGCAGGAGGCCUCGCUCCAUUCGGCCUCCUUUUCCCUCGCCUUUUGCUUUCUGCUCAGAGCAUCAGAGUACCUCGAUGAGGGAUACGUCUCAACGGAGAGGGGAAUUAGGGGAACCGAUGUGCGGCUCUUCAAAAACGGAGCCCUUGCAGCUACGGUGAGAUCGACUCCGCGGACGGGGGGAGAGGUGAGAAGCCACUUCCGCUCCGGACUGGACAUAUGCCCAGUGCAGUCCACGAUCGAACUGUUCCGGGUUUUCCACUCCGCUAACCGGCAUGCAGAGGGCAAGCCACUGCCCCGGGCAGUGAUCACGGCUCUAUUCCAGAAGGCGGCCGCAGCUCUCGGUGAGCCGGAGGGGAGCUUCGUCUCUCUGGUCGGCCUGUGGGAACUUUUCCAGCGUGAAACGCUUUGGAAGGUGGUCAUCGGAUAG
This is a messenger RNA of Symbiodinium sp. CCMP2592, 555 nucleotides long. The record is from the annotation of a GenBank genome assembly. Lineage: Eukaryota; Dinophyceae; Suessiales; Symbiodiniaceae.